Molecule: messenger RNA, 1296 nt
Organism: Lottia gigantea (owl limpet)
Lineage: Eukaryota; Metazoa; Mollusca; Gastropoda; Lottiidae
Exons: 3
Coding region: 1-1296 (431 amino acids)
Source: RefSeq, a predicted model, not a curated record
AUGUCUUUAAUAAAUGUCCAUCCUCCUAAAACGUAUUUCGGUUCGGGAGACAUUCAAAAGUCACUGGGUUCUCUUCCAGGAUUUCCAUGGGCAAAAUAUCCCGGAGAAAAACAUCUUCCCGGUCAUAAUUACACUGGUCCAGGUGGAAAAUACACCUCGAUCGAUGUUCAUAAAAGUCAACAAGAAAGAGAGUUCAUAGUACAUUUAUCGUUUGCCGAAGAUUCCAACUCCAUCCUUGAAGGUGGUGGUUUUAUUUGUAGAGCCAAGAUAAACAUCGAAAAAGAAAAAAGAAAAUAUUCCUAUCAUCUUAAUGAGGACCAUACGAAAAAAGAAAUGUCAAGAAAUAACAAAACAUUGGGCAUUAAAGAAAUAAAAGAUAAUUACGGUGAAAACGUAUGGAGAACUUGUAGAGAUGAUAAUGCGGUAACACGAGUUUCACCUCUAAAACUAAAUGUUUUUCCAAUCAUUCACGAUGAUUGUUUAUACGCGUGGGAUUGCGAAACCUAUAGCGAAAAAGAAACGAAUAAAGCCAAUCCUUAUUCUUGCACGUUAAUUAAUUUAGAAAAAAAAAGAAAAAUGUUGGACAGAACAAAACAUAACUUUCCAGAUUUGAAUCCUACUGAUAGUGUUCCAGAAGAAUUUUAUGAUAAACUAAUGAAUAUAGUAGAAAUAUUUGUGGGUGAAGAUUGCAUCGAUCAAAUGUUGCAACGUUUAGAAUAUGAUAGAAAGAGAUUAAUAUUAAUUUCUCAUAACGGUAGCGGUUUUGAAAACUGGAUCGUUUUUAAAAAUGCGAAAAAACUAACGCAAUGCCCUUUAAAAACCCCCAGAGGUAUUCUAUCUCUACCUUCAUCUAAUCCAUACACCGACGAAUAUUUACAGAAAAAAUGGAAAAGACAAAAACAAAUCAUGGGCAACUCUAAGUAUUUGCAACAUAUUAAUUUCACAUAUUCCUAUCAACACGAAACAUCUAGUUUGGCGGCAUGGGGAAAUUCAUCUAAUCUACAGAUGAAUUUGAGAAAGAUCGUGGAUAUAGACAUUGCAAAAUACACCGAAGAUAAUUGGGAAUCUUUAAGACACGAAUGGGAACCUUACGCUAAAAGAGAUACGUUAUGUCUCGGAGCAUGUUUGAUAAAAUAUAACCCAGUCAUGAAAGAAGUUGUAUUCCAGAACGUUUCCAAUAAUCUAACGUUGAUUAGGGUUGGUAUUAUUUAUAUCAUUACGAUAAAUAAAUGGUUGAAGAAGAAUGGUACGAAACUACUAGAAUGGUUCCAAAACACAUUGAAAAAGAAAACGUAG